AUGUCCCACGAAUCCGUCUGGUACUCGCGCCCCCGCACAUACGGUAAAGGAUCAAUCGGCUGUGUCGUCACGGGCUCGAGGAAGAAAUCCGGCAUCAUCCGCAAAUACGGGCUCAACAUGAGUCGACAGGCUUUUCGGGAGAAGGCGCAGGAUAUUGGGUUUGUCAAGUAUCGAUGA
Messenger RNA from Bipolaris maydis ATCC 48331, 177 nucleotides. RefSeq names its product 40S ribosomal protein uS14. Gene Ontology annotation, biological process: translation. Gene Ontology annotation, cellular component: cytosolic small ribosomal subunit; ribosome. Gene Ontology annotation, molecular function: zinc ion binding; structural constituent of ribosome. The record is from RefSeq and is a predicted model, not a curated record. NCBI's taxonomy places the organism in Eukaryota, Fungi, Ascomycota, Dothideomycetes, Pleosporales, Pleosporaceae.